Molecule: messenger RNA, 659 nt
Organism: Zophobas morio
Lineage: Eukaryota; Metazoa; Arthropoda; Insecta; Coleoptera; Tenebrionidae
Product: beta carbonic anhydrase 1-like
Exons: 3
Coding region: 19-618 (199 amino acids)
Molecular function (GO): carbonate dehydratase activity; zinc ion binding
Source: RefSeq, a predicted model, not a curated record
CAAACCAACGGGAGGGACAUGUUUGUAGUUCGUAACGCCGGGAAUGUCAUCCCUCACUCCCAACACUUCUGGGACGAGCUCACCACCAACGAACCCGCAGCUAUGGAACUAGGGUGUGUGGUCAACGACAUCCGGCACAUCGUAGUGUGCGGCCACAGCGACUGCAAAGCCAUCAAUCUCUUAUACCAACUCCAAGACAGCGAAUUUGCCUCUCAAGAUAACCGGCGGAUUUCGCCGCUUCGCGCCUGGCUGUGCACCCACGCCCUGAACAGUCUGGAGAAGUUCCAGCAGCUGGCAGCCACCGACUACUCCAAGCCUUUGAUUUUUCAGGCUGAGACGCCUAUGAGGAAGUUCGUGGCGUACAUUGAUCCGGAGAACAAAUUCACGCUGGAGGACAAGUUGUCGCAGAUUAAUACGUUGCAGCAGUUGCAGAAUAUAGCGAGUUACGGGUUUUUGAAGAAGAGGCUGGAGACGCACCAGCUGCAUAUUCAUGCGUUGUGGUUCGAUAUUUAUACGGGGGAGAUUUAUUGUUUUAGUCGCGGGGCGAAGAGGUUUGUGGUUGUUGAUGAGGAUAAUUUUGAUAAGUUGUUGGAUGAGGUGGAGAAAUAUUAUUCGUGAUGGGGUGGGUUAAGGUUUAAUGGUGAUUUUUUAUGUAUUUU